AUGUCUAAGACUUUUGUUGUGGCACUUGCGGCCUUGACUGGUACUUCCUUGGCCAAGGACAUCUACGUCUCGCCUACUGGUACUGGUACCGGUUCUGCUACAGCACCCUAUGGCUCUAUUCAAUCUGCUGUAAAUGCCGCUGUUGCUGGAGACAACAUCCUCUUGCGGGCUGGUACCUACAAGCCCACCACCAACAUUCAAAUCACCAAGAGCGGUACCAGGAUCUCGCCGAUCACCUUCCGUUCUUUCGAGAAGGAAAAGGUCAUCAUUGACGGAGAGGGCCUGCCGGGCACUCCAUACGGACUCGACGAGUCUCUGCCCAACAAGGAGCGCGGUAUCUUGCACAUCGAGAAGGGCAAUUACUGGAAGUUCUAUAACCUUGAGCUUAUCAACGGUCCCUACGGCGUGUAUGCUCGCAACGCAUCGCACAACUACUACGAGUUGAUCACCACCCACGAUAACUACGAGACAGGCUUCCAGCUUGAAGGCGCAUCUUCAAACAAUACAGUCCUGUACCUCGACUCAUACCGCAACCGCGAUCCCCGCAAGAACGGCGAGAGUGCAGAUGGCUUUGCCUGCAAGUCUGGCGAGGGCGAGGGUAACGUUCUGCGCAACGCCAGACUGUGGGACAACGUCGAUGAUGGCCUCGACCUCUUCAUGUUUGGAUCCCCGGUGACACUGGAGGAAGUCUACGCUUGGGGUAACGGGUUCGAUCGAUGGGGUUUCUCCGACUUCAACGGCGACGGUAACGGCUUCAAGCUUGGCAUCACCGACAACCCACCUGCAAACCACAUUGUCCGCAACUCGAUAGCAUUCGCCAACGCAAAGAAGGGCUUUAUCGAUAAUGGCAACCCGGGCGUGCUGACCAUGGAGCGCAACACUGCAUGGAACAAUGGCGAUGUCGGCUUCAACUUCCGCAGCUCUUCUUCGACGCUCAAGAACAACAUCGCGGCUGUCAACAUGGGGACUGCUCAGGUCACUCUCGUCUCGACCGUCAAGGUGUCCGGCAAUUCGUGGCAGUCGGGAACCUGGUCCAACACCACCUUCAAGAGCGUUGACCCGGCCAAGCUGAAGGGUGCAAGAGGUUCUGAUGGCAGAGCCCCAGCGAGUGACUUUUUGAUUCCAACAUCUGGCGCAGCAAUUGGUGCUACUACCCAGACUGAUGUCUAG
Messenger RNA from Macroventuria anomochaeta, 1170 nucleotides. RefSeq names its product polysaccharide lyase family 9 protein. The record is from RefSeq and is a predicted model, not a curated record. The coding region runs from base 1 to 1170 and encodes 389 amino acids. The transcript is spliced from 2 exons. Lineage: Eukaryota; Fungi; Ascomycota; Dothideomycetes; Pleosporales; Didymellaceae.